Neltuma alba is the source of this 2625-nucleotide messenger RNA. Its product is annotated as receptor protein kinase-like protein ZAR1. Gene Ontology annotation, biological process: protein phosphorylation. The transcript has 2 exons. NCBI's taxonomy places the organism in Eukaryota, Viridiplantae, Streptophyta, Magnoliopsida, Fabales, Fabaceae. The coding region runs from base 142 to 2280 and encodes 712 amino acids. The record is from RefSeq and is a predicted model, not a curated record. Gene Ontology annotation, molecular function: protein kinase activity; ATP binding; protein binding.
CCCUUUCUCUCACUUCUUCUAACUCCUUUUGCUUUCACUUAGUUUUCUGCUGCGGAAAUAAAGGGGAAUCUCCACUGUUCUUCCAUCUUCGUCUUCCUUCAGUAUUCUGGAUUAGCUCCUCCAACGGUCACUUAACUGGAGAUGCUUCCUUUGGUCUCAUUGUUUCUUCUCCUUCUCUGUAAUCGUUUUUCGACUGUGACUUCUCUAAAUGCCGAAGGCUCUGUGCUUUUGGCUCUUAAGCAGUCCAUCACUGACCCAGAAGGGUCUAUGAGUAACUGGAAUUCUUCUGAUGAAAACCCCUGUUCGUGGAAUGGGGUUAUAUGCAAGGAACGGAGUGUCAUUUCUCUCAGCAUUCCAAAGGGGAAGCUUUACGGCUCGCUUCCUUCUUCUCUGGGGUCUCUUUCUCAGCUUCGCCAUGUGAAUUUCAGGAACAAUAAGCUCUUUGGGAAGUUGCCUCCUGAGCUAUUCGCAGCACAGGGACUGCAAAGUUUAGUCCUUUACGGCAAUUCCUUUUCUGGGCCUGUUCCACAAGAGAUUGGGAAGCUCAGGUACCUUCAAACCUUAGAUUUAUCACAAAAUUUCUUCAAUGGGUCUUUACCUGCUACAAUUGUCCAAUGCAAGAGACUCAGGUCCCUUGUUCUGAAUUACAACAAUUUCACCGGUUCUCUUCCGGAUCGAUUUGGUACUGAUUUGUUCUCUCUGGAAAAGCUUGACCUUGCUUUCAAUCACUUCAACGGCUCAAUUCCUAGUGAUAUGGGGAAUCUAUCUCGUCUACAAGGAACUGUAGAUUUAUCUCAUAAUAGUUUUUCUGGCUCAAUCCCACCCAGCCUUGGUAAUUUGCCUGAGAAGGUCUAUAUUGAUCUUACUUUCAACAAUUUGAGUGGUCCGAUACCACAAAAUGGUGCUUUGAUGAACAGAGGACCAACAGCUUUUAUAGGCAACUCUGGUCUCUGCGGACCUCCGUUGAAGAACCCUUGUUCUUCAGAAACUCCUGGUGCUAGCUCGCCUUCCUCGUUCCCAUUUCUGCCAGAUAACUACCCACCUGGGUCUUCUGGUAAUCCUUAUAUGAGGAAUGAGAAAACCAAAGGGUGGAGUAAGGGUGCUAUUGUAGGCAUUGUUGUGGGUGAUAUAGUUGGAAUUUGCCUCUUGGGUCUGUUGUUCUCUUACUGCUACUCAAGGGUCUGUGGGUUUAAUCUGGAUAAUGAAGAUGAAGCUGGUUUUGAGAAGGGAGAGAAAGGAAGGAGGAAAGAGUGUUUUUGCUUCAGAAAGGAUGAAUCUGAGACCUUAUCAGAGAAUGUUGAGCAAUAUGAUCUUGUCCCGUUAGAUGGUCAAGUGGCAUUUGAUUUGGAUGAGCUUCUCAAGGCUUCAGCUUUUGUUUUGGGGAAGAGUGGAAUAGGCAUUGUCUACAAGGUAGUGCUCGAAGAUGGGCUUACCUUAGCUGUGAGAAGAUUAGGCGAAGGUGGUUCUCAAAGGUUUAAAGAAUUCCAGACAGAAGUGGAAGCAAUAGGAAGAUUGAGGCAUCCUAACAUUGUUACUCUUAGAGCUUAUUAUUGGUCUGUUGAUGAGAAACUUCUCAUCUAUGAUUAUAUACCCAAUGGAAAUCUUGCUACAGCAAUUCACGGGAAGGCUGGAAUAGUUGCAUUCACGCCACUUUCUUGGUCAUUUCGGCUGAAAAUCAUGAAAGGAAUUGCAAAAGGAUUGGUCUACCUGCAUGAGUUUAGCCCCAAAAAAUAUGUCCACGGAGACCUGAAACCAAGUAACAUACUGCUUGGGCAUAACAUGGAACCCCACAUUUCUGAUUUUGGACUUGGAAGACUUGCAAAUAUUGCUGGAGGGUCUCCAACUCUGCAAUCCAAUCGUGUCGCUGCUGAGAAACCCAAUGAAAGGCAGAAGAGCUUCUCUGCAUCAGAAGUCUCAGCUAAUGUUUUGGGAACUGGCUAUCAGGCUCCAGAAGCAUUGAAGGUGGUGAAGCCAUCACAGAAAUGGGAUGUUUACUCAUAUGGUGUGAUUUUGAUAGAGAUGAUCACAGGAAGGUUGCCCAUUGUCCAUGUGGGAAACUCAGAAAUGGAUCUUGUCCAAUGGAUUCAGUUCUGCAUUGAGGAUAAGAAGCCACUCUCAGAUGUAAUAGACCCAUAUCUCCCUGAAGAUGCAGAUAAGGAAGAGGAGAUUAUUGCAGUUUUGAAGAUUGCAAUGGCUUGUGUCCAUAGCAGCCCCGAGAAGAGACCGACAAUGAGGCAUGUUCUUGAUGCUUUGGAUAGGUUGUCCGCUUCUUCUGAUUGAGAAAUUCUAGGAAUAAUAAUCUGUGAAUGAAUUGUGAAUACAGUUCAUUUGUGCAGCUUUAUGUUUGGUCAUGCUUAAUGGUUUCAAGCUUGUUACUUAGUUUUGUCAGAGUUUCACCAUAGCUCCUUGUAAUUGAAGUGCUGAGAGAAUGAUGAAGCAUUUUGUUUGAGGCAAUGCAACCUGAUGAGUCUCAUUGUUAUUUACCAUUACAAAGGAACUGCAUUGCAUGUUGAGAAGUUGGUAUUUACACAACAUUCACUGAGAUAGCUAUAAGAAGCCUAUAAAAACUCAAAAAAUAAUUGUAUCAGCUGAUCUCACAUGAUAAAAAUAAACUUAUGAGUUUUU